This is a messenger RNA of Ceratotherium simum simum (southern white rhinoceros), 1897 nucleotides long. The record is from RefSeq and is a predicted model, not a curated record. Lineage: Eukaryota; Metazoa; Chordata; Mammalia; Perissodactyla; Rhinocerotidae.
AUUGUGAACCAUGCCUUUAGUGAAGAGGAACAUCGAACCCCGGCACUUGUGCCGAGGAGCCCUGCCCGAGGGGAUCACCAGUGAACUUGAGUGUGUAACUAACAGUACUCUUGCUGCUAUCAUCCGCCAGCUAAGCAGUCUAAGCAAACAUGCCGAAGACAUAUUUGGUGAGCUGUUUAAUGAGGCUAACAACUUCUACAUCAGAGCAAAUUCUCUUCAAGACAGAAUUGAUCGCCUUGCUGUCAAAGUUACCCAGCUGGAUUCAACAGUGGAAGAGGUGUCACUACAGGAUAUCAACAUGAAAAAGGCUUUCAAAAGUUCCACAGUCCAAGACCAGCAGGUGGUUUCAAAGAACAGCAUUCCUAAUCCCGUGGCUGACAUUUACAAUCAGAGCGAUAAGCCGCCUCCUCUGAAUAUUCUGACUCCAUACAGAGAUGAUAAAAAGGACGGGUUGAAGUUCUAUACUGAUCCUUCCUAUUUCUUUGACCUCUGGAAAGAAAAAAUGCUACAGGACACAGAAGACAAAAGGAAAGAGAAAAGACGUCAAAAGGAGCAAAAGCGUAUAGAUGGCACAACCCGUGAGGUGAAAAAGGUUAGAAAAGCCAGAAACAGGCGCCAGGAGUGGAAUAUGAUGGCAUAUGACAAAGAGCUUAGACCCGACAACAGGUUGUCUCAGAGUGUGUACCACGGAGCAUCUUCCGAAGGAUCCCUGUCCCCAGACACUAGGUCCCAUGCAUCGGAUAUUACAGAUUACUCUUAUCCGGCUACUCCCAACCAUUCUCUGCACCCGCAGCCCGUGACCCCUUCUUACGCAGCCGGGGAGGCGCCUCCGCACGGGCCAGCAAGCCAGGCCCCCGAGCAUGAGUACCGACUGCCAUCUGCCUCGGCGAGGCACAUGGCUCUGAACAGACCUCAGCAGCCGCCCCCGCCACCCCCGCCACAGGCCGCAGAGGGGUCGCAGGCCUCCGCACCCAUGGCUCCAGCAGACUACGGGAUGCUCCCAGCACAGAUAAUUGAAUAUUACAACCCCUCAGGGCCGCCUCCUCCACCACCUCCUCCUAUGAUUCCUUCAGCACAAACUGCUUUCGUCAGUCCUCUCCAGAUUCCCAUGCAGCCCUCCUUCCCGGCAUCUGUGGGCUCCUCCUACACGGCUCCUCCUCACCCUCCCUCCUCUGGGCUCCUAGUCACAGCCCCGCCUCCUCCGGGCCCCCCACCUCCCCCACCAGGCCCGCCUGGCGCAGGCUCUUCUCUCUCUUCCUCCCCCAUGCAUGGCCCCCCAGUAGCUGAGGCAAAGCGACAAGAAACUGCACAACCACCAAUAAGUGAUGCUCGAAGUGAUCUUCUUGCUGCUAUCCGAAUGGGAAUUCAGCUGAAGAAGGUGCAGGAGCAACGUGAGCAGGAGGCCAAGCGUGAGCCGGUUGGCAAUGACGUGGCCACGAUCCUGUCCAGGCGCAUUGCCGUGGAGUACAGUGAUUCUGACGACGACUCGGAGUUUGAUGAGAACGACUGGUCCGACUGAGGCAGUGCGCAGGUGAACGGCUCGGUGACAAGGCUGGUGGCCAACAAGGAGACCACGUGUUGGAAGUGUAUUGAAAAUUUUAAGUGGUCUCAACACCCACUUAGUGAUAUUAUAAUCCUGUAGCUUAGCAACUUUUGUAUUAAUAAUGUGAUAUUGCUUUUGCACAUCCAAAAAUUCUGGGUUUUUUCAGUAUUUACUGUGUAAUACUUAAGUGCCACUAAACAUAGCAACUCAUACUGCACAUGAGGAAAUAUGCUGUAACUACUGCAUUGUCCUGAAAACAGCGCUCUGCUUCCUUUUUCUUGGCCAUGACAGUAUUUAGUGCAGUUUGGGUUUACUGUUACUGAUCAUUAUAAUUCUGCAGACUUGCUGUGUGUU